Molecule: messenger RNA, 1182 nt
Organism: Ooceraea biroi (clonal raider ant)
Lineage: Eukaryota; Metazoa; Arthropoda; Insecta; Hymenoptera; Formicidae
Gene: Rpn11
Product: regulatory particle non-ATPase 11
Molecular function (GO): protein binding; metallopeptidase activity
Source: RefSeq, a predicted model, not a curated record
UUGAGGUUUGUCAGUUGGCAACUUCGGGAGGAAUGAUCGUUCCUUUCGCCGCGACGAGAGAGGAACUCCGUUGUUAAGAACGAGACAGAACAGUAAGGAUCAGCUUGACACUCUGACACAAAUAAAAUCGUGCGAGCCGCGAGUUGCAGAGAGCGUAGAUUAACAAGGCAUCAACGAACAGCAGGAUGGACAGACUACUGCGGUUAGGCGGCGGAAUGCCUCUGAAUCAAGGACCGCCACCCUCUGACGCACCCGUUGUGGACACAGCCGAACAGGUGUACAUAUCGUCGUUGGCUCUCUUGAAAAUGCUCAAGCACGGUCGCGCUGGAGUACCAAUGGAAGUGAUGGGUCUGAUGCUGGGAGAGUUUGUCGAUGAUUACACUGUUCGCGUGAUCGAUGUCUUUGCUAUGCCGCAAACGGGAACGGGUGUCAGCGUCGAAGCGGUCGAUCCAGUGUUUCAAGCAAAAAUGUUGGACAUGUUGAAACAGACCGGUCGACCGGAAAUGGUAGUCGGCUGGUAUCACUCUCACCCAGGGUUCGGCUGCUGGUUGUCUGGGGUGGACAUCAACACUCAGCAAUCGUUCGAGGCUCUCAGCGAAAGAGCGGUCGCUGUAGUCAUUGAUCCUAUACAGUCAGUUAAGGGAAAAGUCGUUAUUGAUGCAUUUAGAUUAAUCAAUCCAAAUAUGAUGGUUUUGGGACAAGAACCGAGGCAAACAACGUCGAACUUGGGCCACCUGCAAAAACCGUCUGUUCAGGCAUUGAUACACGGACUGAAUCGGCAUUACUACAGCAUUAGCAUUAACUAUCGCAAGAAUGAGUUAGAGCAAAAGAUGCUAUUGAAUUUGCACAAGAAGACGUGGAUGGAUGGUCUUACUCUUGCCGAGUAUUCGGAGCACAGUCGACUCAAUGAGAACAUCGUUUCCGAGAUGCUUGAACUCGCGAAAAAUUAUAACAAGGCUUUGGAAGAGGAGGAGAAAAUGACACCCGAACAAUUAGCUAUAAAGAAUGUAGGCAAGCAAGAUCCAAAACGACAUCUCGAGGAAAAGGUCGACACGCUAAUGGCUACAAAUAUAGUCCAGUGCUUGGGGGCUAUGCUCGACACAGUUGUAUUCAAAUAACUGUUUUCCAAUAUGUCAUUCACGAUAUGGUAUUUAAAGGAAAUACACAUCUUUUUAAAACAGA